UCUCAUCACACACUAGCUAGCUCUUGUAGCACAAGCUAAGCACAGGGCUGAGAAUUAGAAGAGGGAUCCAUCGGUCGAUCGAGCAUGGCGCCCAAAGGUUUCCUCCUGGUGCUCGCGCUCCUGCUUGCUGCUGCUUUACUCGUCUCCGCCGCCGAAGAAACUCAGGGCAAGAAGAAGGAGGAGGAGAGCAAGGUGGACGUGCAGGACUACUACCGCGGCGGCGGCGGAUAUCCGGGCCGUGGUUACCCAGGCCGUGGAGGAGGAGGGUACCCGUACCCUGGCCGCGGCGGAGGUGGGUACCCGGGCCACGGCGGUGGGUACCCGGGCCGCGGCGGCGGGUACUGCAGGUGCUGCCGCCGCGGGUACUACGGCGGCUGCCAGUGCUGCGGGAGCGUCGACGAGAUCCCGGAAGCUAUGUACCGCCCCGAGGCAGAUCAGGUGCAUCACUAGAUCGAGCACCACACCAAGGAUCUAUACGACGGUGUCACGUACUCGGUACUCAUAAAUAAAAGUCUAGUUUGAUCAAUAAAAGAAGGAAGCUAGGUCGAAUGUAUGUCUGUCGAUCAUGGUAUGGGUAGGCAGCGUAGUACGCGUGAUCCUGUAGAACGCAGCCAUGUGUUCUUGCAGGUUGCGAUAUACGGGGUAUGCAUGUUGAGUUGAUCGGUACUGUGUGUGUCUAGAUCGUUUCCAUGGGUUGGCUAGUGCACGUGAAUGUUGUCAGGUAUUGAAUGUAUGGUGUUGUGUUAUAUAUGUUCGUGAAAUAAAAACUCUUUAUAUUUCACAUAA
Brachypodium distachyon (stiff brome) is the source of this 786-nucleotide messenger RNA. RefSeq names its product glycine-rich cell wall structural protein. The coding region runs from base 85 to 450 and encodes 121 amino acids. NCBI's taxonomy places the organism in Eukaryota, Viridiplantae, Streptophyta, Magnoliopsida, Poales, Poaceae. The record is from RefSeq and is a predicted model, not a curated record. The transcript has 2 exons.